Oikopleura dioica is the source of this 240-nucleotide messenger RNA. NCBI's taxonomy places the organism in Eukaryota, Metazoa, Chordata, Appendicularia, Copelata, Oikopleuridae. The record is from the annotation of a GenBank genome assembly.
AUGGUUUUUUUAACAAUCCUAGCAGCCAUUGGCUUCACUAAGGUAGGCAUUGCUGCCGGCUCAAUCGCUGCAUUUCUUCAAACCCCAUUCACGGUAGCUGGUGGACUUUUUGCUACGUUUCAAUCCGUAGCUGCUACUGGAGUUGUUACUUUUGGUGUUGCUAUGAAGAUUAUUGGUGGAAUCGGAGCUGCUAUUGGCACUUUCGGAGCGCUUGUUGCCGGACUAUUUUCCCUGUUUUGA